Hydractinia symbiolongicarpus is the source of this 1718-nucleotide messenger RNA. RefSeq lists its product as uncharacterized. The coding region runs from base 346 to 1596 and encodes 416 amino acids. Lineage: Eukaryota; Metazoa; Cnidaria; Hydrozoa; Anthoathecata; Hydractiniidae. The transcript has 3 exons. The record is from RefSeq and is a predicted model, not a curated record.
GCGUAAAUUUUAAAAAUGCGUAAAAAUAAUGUUAUUAUAUGCGUAAAAAAAAUGUUAUAUACGUAAAAAAAAUCUUACAUGCGUAAAAAAAAUGUUAUAUACGUAAAAAAAAUCUUACAUGCGUAAAAAAAAUGUUAUAUACGUAAAAAAAAUCUUACAUGCGUAAAAAAAAUGUUAUAUACGUAAAAAUAAUCUCAUAUUCCGUAAAAAAAAUCUUAUAUCCAGUUUUCGUCUGCCGUGACCUUGUUAUUAAAAUAAAUAAAUAAAAUGACCCGCCAUAUUUGCUUAUAAUGUGCGGGAAAACUUUGAUGAAGUUCUUUCCCUCUCUUCUCUGUUGACGUCAAUAUGUUUUGCAGAUUUUGUGGUAAAGAGAUUACUGGGAAGUAUUGUGGAGAGUGUGGAAAGGACAGUAGUGUGAAUAAAGAGGAUGAUUCUGGAAAGGUUAAGACUUUUAAUGAUUUUUUAAAAGAACGAAGUAAGUCAAGAACGACAACGCUUCCCCAAAAACGAAAAAUUGACAUACGUGAAGUGAAAGAAAGCACGAUAUUUGCUUCUAUACUACGUAGGGACGAAGGCGAUAAUUUAAAACAAGAAAAAGGCAGUAGACUACCAAUUAAGGUAAACACUGAUUGGGGACCGUACCCAUUGAAACAAGCUGUUUUUGAAAAGUUUCAGCGUUAUCACAGGAAUUUCCAUCAUAACAAGAUUAGUGACUUCAAACUGGUAUACAAGAGUGGCGAAGUUAUAAAAUAUAUACCAGGAACUAAAACUGAGUUUAGUGUUAAAAAAUACAAAGAAGACUUAGGUGUUGGUUACCACUCUAUUGUUGUCUAUUUGAUGGAAUAUAUGGUUUCAACAGACUCAGAGGAUAAUAUAGAAGACUGUGAUGAUAAUGACUUGCCAAAUAUGUUAGAUAUUUAUAAUGAAAGUUCUGCUAUAUCUUCUGAUCCUGUCAUUUCCAGUGCAAGUGUGCUGUAUGAUCAUAGUUAUGUUGAUUCCCGUAUUUGUCAAGUGUGCUUUUGUACAUCAAAAUUAAAUGGAAAAUGUUUAAUUUGUUCCCAAAACAAGGAAUAUCAGGCUUCACUUGCCAUCGACUCAUCUUCACUUCGCAGUACAGGGUCAUCAACUGUUACUAGCAAUACUGUUGCCCAUGAUGCAUUCUCCCAUGAUGAACCUCAAUUGUCUCCAGCAUCUAUUCGCCGAGCAAGAUUAGAACGAUUUAAUGAUAGCACUGAUGAAGUUGUUCUGGUUAAGAACUUGGAGGUACAUCGAUUGCACUUGCGAGAGGAAUUGAUGAAAUUAUUUAGUGAUUCAUCGAUAAUGGACUUUCAAGAGCUAAAUUUCACUGUUAUUGAUGCUAGAGGCCAAAAAGAGUCAGGGAUUGGGCAAGGAGUCACUAAGGAUGUAAUGUGUACAGUUUUUAAUGAACUUAGCAACUCCCACAUGAUUGGUUUCUCAGAAAAAGUUCCUUCCAUCAGACAUGAUAUGAGUAGAACCGCAUAUACAUAUAUAGAGUUUUUUUUUAGAUGUAUAUUUUUUAUAUAUAUUAAAGUUAUGUUAAUAAAAGUUUUUUUAAACUUUCUCUUCAAACUGUAAAGUUUUGUUUUAACUUUUUCUCAUCAAACUGUCAACUACGAAGCUGUAAACGACUAAGUUUUUUUUAUCGAUGAAAAUUUGACUGGAAUAUUGAAAAAUGGAUCGAAUUAUGUCGAAGUUUU